Hypomesus transpacificus is the source of this 5606-nucleotide messenger RNA. It is a transcript of the gene gcnt7, whose product is annotated as glucosaminyl (N-acetyl) transferase family member 7. Gene Ontology annotation, cellular component: membrane. The transcript has 4 exons. The record is from RefSeq and is a predicted model, not a curated record. Gene Ontology annotation, molecular function: acetylglucosaminyltransferase activity. NCBI's taxonomy places the organism in Eukaryota, Metazoa, Chordata, Actinopteri, Osmeriformes, Osmeridae. The coding region runs from base 2622 to 3986 and encodes 454 amino acids.
GAGAGCAGGGAAAGGAAAUGCAGCUGAACGAAUACGCUACGUGUUUUAACCUAAAUAGUGUUAAAACAACAUCUUAUUGUUUAUGUUGUUUAUGUUAUUUUAUUAAUUAAUCUAUGUGUGGGAAACACUCAGAGAUAUUUCUCGCCAAAGGGAAAUCACAACCAAUCGGAUUCUGAUGAAGUCACUAUUCACAGAAAGUUAAGUCACAGCUCACAGCAAAGAAACCAAUGGAAUCUUUCGCACCUGCAUCAUGCAACUGCUUCAUCAGGAUGUGGGUAUACUUAAGCGCUGCGUUAACUGUGGCUCACACUACCAUCAAAAUCUAGCCUUGAUGUUUCAGUUGACAGUUUCAUAUGGUCCCAGGGUGUAGAACUCAACACAGUAUGUUAAGAAUGAUAUUCUGAGGCAUUUAAAUGGAAAUAAUAGCCUACCCCAAACAGUAGGCACUACGAACUGUAAUUCCUGUAGAACAAUAUAUAUUUUGGGUUCUAUGCUAAAUAAGUCUCAAAUAACCAAAUGUGAGAGUUAAUUAUUACAUCUUGGUGGAAAAUAUUUUUUUGGGGAGUGGACUUUGAACAAUGACACAAAUCCACCACUGGAUUCAAACUGUGGAGAUUUAGGUUAAAGACAGGAAAAUACUGUAAUUUAGUUAGAAACAUGAAAAAAUACACAUUUCUUCUGAGGUCUCAUUUUCAAAAGCAGAGAUACCAGUUACGCACACACACAUCUAUUGUGUCCCAGCAGUGGGUCACUGUGACCUCUAGCCAUGUGGUAUGUUAACACAAGAGCGCUAAUCUCAAUCGCUGACCAGGCAGCCAACAAACACCGCUGUCGCCAUUACUACUGCAAUCCAAACAGCCACCCAGCCAGCCUGCAAGCCAAAUCGGCCAGACAGAUAUUUCAUCAAACAAACCAAGACACAGAGACCUGCUGUCACCAAAGAGAACACGUCUAUUUCCUACAAACCCCUGCAGGAUUAAGGCAAAGGAAAUACACUGGGUCAGUCGACAGUUUAUAGAGGGAAACUGACAGAAGUUGCAGAAGUUAGUUGGGGGGCGGGGGGGGGGGGGGUGGGAAGAGAAGAAAAGGAAGGUGAAGAGACAGGAGCAGGAAAGGGGAAGCGGGUGGGUGGAGUCUUGUCUGUAAAAAAAAUAAAAUAAGUGCCUGUGUGAAUGUGUCAGCAAGACAACCAGGCAGAGCCAAUCCCUCCAGGGAGAUGCAGAGCGAGCACCUCGCUUCCAGAGAAGAGCGCGAGACGACGCCGCCACCACCACGACCGCACGCACGCGCACGGGCAGUCUCCCGGGCCGACCCCCGCCUAAGACAACAACAACAUAACCGAGAGUGCAGCCUGGCAACACACACCACUGUUUCAGCUCCAGCCCAGUGCUACUGCUGCUGCUGCCACUGACGACCAUGGCUCCUGUCCUCCUGAGUGUGCGUCUGGACGGAACCCUCUGACACGGCCAGCGCUCACCAUGGUCGAGGCCGUGGCUACAGCUCAUGUUUAAACCCCCUUUUUUUGCAUGGAAGGAGCCAGGGGUUAACUGCAGUUGAGGUGAGUGGCCGUGGGUCUUUGGGUGUGUACAGUGGGGUCAGUUGCUUUCUAUUUGUUCAUUUGGUCCAAAUCAAAAUGGAGGAGGCAUGCUGUUGUGUGUUUUGCCUUCACGUGAGAUGAAAUGGAAUUAUUUAUCCUGCUAUUUUAGGAAGCAGUGCGUAGAUGGUGCACUUCAGCAAAGGGUUUGUUUUGACGCUCACUAGCUUUAUUUAAAUGGCAGUGAAGGGAGUUUUAAUAGCCUCUUUCUCAAAACAACAUUUCUCAACGUCAGUUUAAAAGUUUGAUGCCCUGGGAUUACGUCAAACAUCGACUUCAACAAAAUAAUUAUUAGAGCAGCUCAAUGACUGAAAUCAUGCAAACAACAGGCUUCUUUGUCCUUGUGACAAAGUCAGCCAACGUUCAGAUAAAUAACUGAUGCUCCAUUCUUCCCCUAUCUUUAAAAGGAUGUGGAUAGUGGAGAUUGAAUCAUGUCUGUGCAAUCUUGUCAUGUCCUAAUAUCUUGCUGUAGACCAAGAGACAUCAUUUGAUCACUUCUAUAGCGGACACAGUGUCCAAAUCUCACCGGUGAGUAAGGCAACAGGCUUUGGGUGAAUACAUUUCUCCGAGGUGCUAUUAGUCAACUCCCUCGAGUAGUGUUUAGACCCAACACGGGGGGAUGGGGGGGUAUAGUCACCCUCCUUUUUUAUAGAAACUGAAUAGUCUGUCGGUGAGCAGUAUUAAACUGCAGGUACACAGACCUGCAAAGCUUCAGCUGUGUCAACAAAGAUAAAUACUAUUAGGAUUCAUGGAAAUGAUCUCUACCAUCAUCGAUGAAAUAUGCAAAUCAUUUUCAACGAGGGAGUAUUUGGUCGGGGGGAGGACGAAGAAGGAAACAAUGUGUAAAGAAUUCUAAGAAACACCUCUUUCCUGGUUGCUGCAACGUCCGUUUCCUCCACAACCGUGAUUCAUUUUCAAAGCUAUGGGUGGCUUUAAUCUUUCACUGUCUGUGAAUCAAGAUUGGAACACUGUUCCUGAGGAGUACUGAGGAGUCUUGUCUGGUUGCGAUACGGUAACUGUGGCCGUCAUGGUUACAGGAGGUUGCAAGAAGGGGUUGGUGUCGAGCCGGAAUACUAUGCUCCAGCUUGAGGGCACCAAGUGCAGCUUCUUGUUCUGCCUGGGAAUCUGCAUCCUCCUCUGCUUCGUCAUCCACCUGAGGACCCGGGCUCCCGCAGGCCCCCAUGCCCAGAGUGGGCCCCUCAGCUGCAGGGCCUUCUCCACCUACUGCCAAACCUUCCUCCCCAGCACCACCACCGACGAAACCCUAUUGCAAUCCCAUGACUGCAAGGUGGAGAGUGAGGAGGGUCUUCUAGAACAUGUCAGCAGCCAGGUUCUAGGCUGCCCACAGCUGCUCAGAGACCUCCACUUCAUCACCGGCUCUUUGAGCCGCGAGGAGGAAGACUAUCCCUUAGCCUUCAUCCUCACCGUCCACAAGGAGCUGGCGCUGUUCAUCCGCCUCCUACGGGCCAUAUACGCACCCCAUAACGUCUACUGCAUCCAUGUGGAUCUCAAAGCCUUGCCGGAGUACCGGGCCGCCGUCGAGCAUGUGGUGGGCUGCCUUCCAAAUGCCUUCCUGUCCAGCCACAGCGAGACGGUGACCUACGCGGGCUUCACCCGUCUCCAGGCCGACAUCAACUGCAUGAGGGACCUGGUGAGGUCCCCGGUGGCCUGGAGGAAGGUCGUCAACCUCUGCGGCCAGGACUUCCCCAUUAAGAGCAACCUGGAGCUAGUACGCUACAUGCAGAGCAAGGAGUGGAGGGACCGAAACAUGACCCCUGGGGUCAAGCAACCCCCAGCUAUGGGGCACAGGACCCAGUUCCAUCACCGGGAGGUCAAGGGCUCUCACGUUGUCCAAUGGGGGAAGGACCAGAAGAAGCCCCCGCCCCAUGGCCUGGAGGUUUACUUUGGUACGGCUUACUACGCCCUAACCAGGCCCUUCGUGGACUAUGUUCUGAAGAAUCAGGUGGCCCGCGACCUACUAGAGUGGUCCAGAGACACUUUCAGCCCCGAUGAACACUACUGGGUCACACUGAACCACAUCAAAGGAGUGCCAGGAAGUGACUUAGAUGGAGGCUGGGAUGGAGCAAUCCGGGCGAUAAAGUGGAAAGAUCAAGAGGGAACCGCACAUUUCGGAUGCAAAGGUCGAUACGUCAGGGACAUCUGCAUCUACGGUCUGGAGGAUCUGCAGUGGGUCAUCGACAAAAACAGCAUGUUUGCCAACAAAUUUGAGAGCGGGAACUUCCCAGUGGCCCUGGACUGUCUGGAGCUGUGGCACAGAAACAAGGUCCUGCAGCAAGCCUCCGUGCCCAUAGAGCCCUCCUGGCUCUUGGCCACACUGGCCAACAGCACCGUCUCCACCAGCAGCCCUUCCAACGCCACUGCGGGACUCUGAGACAGCAGCAGGUCUUCCGUCUGGAAGACUGCUGUGCUCCUAUUAAAGACAUGGCCCUCCAGAGAUUGAAGCUACGCUUUCUCACAGGUUUGAAGCUCGACCCUGCGCUAGAGAAAAGCUACUAUCAAAGGCUAGACUUGAUUGUAUGUGUGGUAGGAUGGUCCUUCAAACUCAAAGGUCCUGAUAAUGGCCAUAAUCUGGGAAGGUGAUAGAGGCAGUUUGGGGAAUCAAGCUUUUAUGACACAGAAACACCAUCUAAACAGGAUACUGGCAGCUAAAAGUGGACCCAGGCUCCAAAUGGUAGCAUGAGCAGGCUUAUGACAAACACAAAAAAACGACAUCUAAUUUUCUAAAUUCACAAUAUACUGAAAUCUUGCACAGAUGAUUAGACUAUGAGCACCGACAUAUCUUGUUUGGUUGAGACGCUCUGUGCUAAAAAUAGGCUUGGUGUAUCACUAAGGGCAGAGUGGCUUAGGGGAUGGCGCACUAAGAGACUCUCCAGAGUUCUCACAUGUCACAGGGGGUUAUGGGGCAUGUAGUCUGCUCUCACAGAGGCUAACUACAGACCCAUGUAGUCUGCUCUCACAGAGGCUAACUACAGACCCAUGGGUAUUCAGUCUGCAAAAUCCAGCUCAUAUGAUGUCAUCUUUUUUUGUUCUUCUUUUCUUAUUAUAAAUGUACUCUGCUGCUAAGUUUGAUCCCCACUGUAAAGAGACCUGUGUAUUGUUGAAUCCAUUGCUACAUUUUCUGGUGUUCGUUUUCAACAGCCCAUGGCUACAACUCCUGUUAAAGAAUUUGUCCUUGUUUUAAGGAUUCAGCCUAUUUUUUUAUUUUUUUUAUGAGCAAUAAAAACGAAUUGCUCACGCAAUGCCUUAUAGCUUCUGCUGCUAAUAACAAUGGAAGAUUGCUGUUACAAAAAGUGAACAUAAAUAAUAUGUAUUUAUUUAUUGUUUUAUUUAAUGUGAAACUAAAUUACGUAAACAAAAGUCUACUGAAAGUAAACUAUGUCAUAAGGUAGAAUACCUAAGCUACAACUGCCUGCUUUUAAAUGUUGUUUUAAACUAAAUGUACUGUUUUUGUUUGUUACAUCGGUGGUCAAAUAAAUGCAUUUUAAAAGUGCGUCACCCCCUUUCUGACACGCAUGUGCAACAAGGUACCCAAUUGACAUAAGUCCCUCUGUGUCCUAUCAGCUCACUGGAGGUCUGGGAAGACCUCCUGUGAGUUUCAGUGGCUCUCUGGUUUCCAUGGCAUUCCGUAUCAAAGCACUGCAGGCCAGCUGGAGCUGGAUUUUCCUGCAAUGUUGCCAAGACCCAUUGAUUGUCAGAGUGUGCUCAGAGACAAACCUUCUUGUGUAUCCUGUACCCUUUUAUCCAAAUGACCCCUCACCAUAGUAACUGAUUAUAAUGAAUAACCAACGGCUGGAAAAGAAGGUAACAGCCUAAUCUUGGUUACAGAUUUAUUCAUCAGUAAAGUCCAAAUAAAAAGAAUACUACUUUUGCUCUAUUUCCAGUCAAAGCACAGAGACUGUGUGGUUCACAUUAAAUCAUUGUAGACUGCGUAAUGUAACCCUAAUCCUAAAGAAAAUCAUGGUUUUCUUUUUUUCAGGGUUUUGUGUUUGUC